CUUUGGCUUGUUAGGAAGACCAGCCAUGGAGAAGUGGAGCUUAAUGACGAUUGCUGUUUUACUAGGACUUACUGUACGUUGGACUGUAUCACUUGGUUCUUACUCAGGUGCAGGAAAGCCACCUAUGUAUGGGGACUAUGAAGCUCAGAGACACUGGCAAGAAGUUACUUACAAUUUACCCAUCAAGCAAUGGUAUUUCAAUACAAGUGACAACAAUCUACUGUACUGGGGCCUGGAUUAUCCACCUCUUACUGCCUAUCACAGUUUUCUGUGUGCUUACGUUGCAAAGUUAAUAAAUCCUGAUUGGAUUGCUCUCCACACAUCUCGGGGGUAUGAAAGUCAGCCACAUAAGUUAUUUAUGCGUACAACAGUGUUUGUUGCUGACUUGCUGGUUUAUAUUCCUGCAGUUAUUUUAUAUUGUUGUUUCUUAAAAGAAACAUCUACAAAAAAGAAGAUUUCCAGUGCUCUCUGUAUAUUGCUUUAUCCAGGCCUAAUUCUUAUUGACCAUGGACAUUUCCAAUAUAACUCAGUGAGCCUUGGCUUUGCUUUGUGGGGUGUACUUUAUUUGUCUUAUGACUGGGACCUUUUGGGUUCAGUGUCAUUUUGCUUGGCUUUAAAUUAUAAGCAAAUGGAACUCUACCAUUCUCUGCCCUUCUUUUGCUAUUUACUUGGAAAGUGCUUCAAGAAGGGACUGAAAGGAAAGGGAUUAAUAUUGUUUAUUAAAAUAGCUGGGACAGUGGUGGCUUCUUUUGCUCUCUGCUGGCUCCCAUUCUGCACAGACAUGGAACAAAUCAUGCAAGUACUCAGAAGACUCUUUCCCAUUGAUCGAGGCUUGUUUGAGGAUAAAGUAGCCAAUAUUUGGUGCAGUCUAAACGUCCUUAUAAAGAUAAAGAAUAUUGUAUCACCUCAAACUCAGCUUAAACUCAGUUUUGCUGUAACGUUUCUGAGCCUGCUUCCUACUUGUGUAAAACUGACCCUUGAGCCAUCUCUGAGAGGAUUUAAGUUUGCUUUGGUUAGUUGUGCGUUGUCGUUCUUCCUGUUCUCCUUUCAAGUACAUGAAAAAUCUAUUCUUCUAGUGUCAAUACCGGUCUGCUUAAUCAUAAAUGAAAUUCCUUUUAUGGCUACAUGGUUUCUGCUUGUAUCAACCUUCAGCCUGUUGCCUCUGCUACUAAAAGAUGGCCUCCUGUUGGCCUAUACUGUGACAACACUGGCAUUUCUCUCAGCUUGUGUGACUUCCUUUUCGAUAUUUGAAAAGACUUCAGCAGAGGACUUGCAGCUGAAAUCGUUUUCCCUUUCUCUCAAGGGAUAUGUUUCUUGGUUUAAGUCAUUUCCAAAGAUUGUUAAGAGGCUGUUUCUUCUUUCAGUAACUGUGAUGGGCAUCCUGACUUUACUGAGUGCUACAACAAGUCCUCCACAGAGGUUACCAGAUUUGUUCCCCGUAUCUGUGACCAUUAUUUCUUGCUUACACUUCGUAUUCUUUUGGAUGUAUUUUAAUGUUGUUAUAUUGUGGGACUCAAAAAGUAGUAGAAGUCAGAAGAAAAUGAGUUAGUUAAUUUGUGAAGAUCAAGGACUAAACUGUAAAAGGACAGAAUAUUUUCAGUGAAUCGUGUCUGGUGUUGCAGAUGAAUUGUGUUACAUCAAGCAGUUUGAGUGAUGUAAUGAAAAUCAGGAAACAUUAUGCACACUUAAAGACAAAGUGAUUAAAGACUGUUUUAAAGAUGAAGUAUUUCACAGAGCGCUUGGAAGUGUUAUUUGGUGAGUUUUCUUCAGAAUUGUAAUACUUUUGUUAUCGUUUGCAAACUUAAAAUAUCUAAUAAAGGACCAAAUUUUGAACUUGUGCUGAUACAGCAGGGUAUUUUAGCAAAACAGCAAAUGUUUUGUUUGCAUUAAGUUUACACAUUUCCCAGCAUAAAAGGUAUAAGCAAUUCAAAGUUGCGUAGGUUAAACAGUGACUCUUUACCAUGGAGUUUGUCUUGCUGAAUUGUUUUAUGGCAUAAAUUGUCUUGUACAGUCUGUCACUGUCCUCCAUUAUUCUCUCAUAAAAUAUGUUGCAGAUCAGCAAAGCCACUGCACAAGGCUGUGUAGCAGUUGGAGUAAUUCUUUGGAGGUUAUGAUCUAACUGAACAGUUUCUUCAACCACAUCCUGUAGGGAAGAAAAUUUAACAUUCAAGAUCACUGGUUGGGGAUCUGUACCAUCAGCCACAAGAUGGCUUCGAGUUCUGUAGCAUGUAAGGACAGCAGUUCUGUAGCAGCUUCAUCUGAGGCAUCUGUCCAAGUUAUGAAAGUUAUUUUUAUACUAUAAUGUGACAUUCUAUGCAGUACCAUUACUUGGAGAAUGCUGAAGAAUAACGUAAGCCAUAGAAAGGCAUGGAGGUUGGUGCUGAGAGCAGAACUAGAGGCCCUUGCAUUUGGGAAGGUUCUUGUGUUAUGUGGAGUGUUGGAACACAUUUCUUCCUUCACUGCAGAUCUGUGAUUUAACAUAUAUUAGUCUUACGUGAUGCUCGACAACUGUUUUGAACAAAAUGAGGAAAGCCUAUCACUUGUUUUAACAGCUAUUCAAUAAACAAUAAAAGUGAAGCUUGAUGUAUUUCAGCAGGGUUAGAUUUCAGUGUUAAUGUAUCAAGAAAAAGAGCUUUUAUUUUGGCAGGUUAUCUGGGAGAUAGACACCAACAAUUGUCAUAUCCAAAAGAAUGUAGUUCUACUGGAAUAAAAGCUGAAGUACUACAUCACAGUUUGAAAGCAGUACUAGGCUCUUCAAAAAAACCCCCCCCAUAUUGCAUAGAUUAAGUUGCAGACUAAAUUGCAGCCAACUGCACUGUUUCUCCCUCUAUACCUUAAAGCCAAUGAUACCAAUAGUUCAGAGAAUACAAACUGACUGACUAAUUAUCUACAUAAAGCAUGCAGUAAGAAAAGAAAUCACAAAGCAAUUCAUGUCAGUAUAAUUAAGAAGCUGUGUCAGAACUGGGAAAAAUGAUAGGCUAUGUAUUACAAAAAAAAAAAAUAAACCAAACUAACCAGCUUUGUUUAAAGACUUAUAUAGCCUGACCUCAUUGCUCUCUGCAACAUACCAAACUGUCAUUUGCAUUAGCAUAGUCUAGGGCUGUCACUGUGCAGUGUAACUGUGAGUGUGCGAAUCAGCUGUUCUGCAAACUUCCAAAUGGUGAAAUUAUGAAUACUGUAAAGAAGUAUCUACAAGGUGAGCCUGUAUUCCUUCAAUUUUUCCAGUUUCUUUUGUUGUAAAAAAGUAGUCACAGCCACCAUUACAACCUUGAUAGCUAAGACAAAAGCAAAGGCAUUCUUGAAUAGUGACUGUAGCUUUACACAUGGAGAAUGCAAUUUACCUACUGUAUAACAGUUUACUGUAAUGUAAAACAAAACUUAAAUAUUUUCACAAGCAUUUAGAAUUUUUCUGAGGGUGUCUAUAAUCAUGGCAUGCAAGAUUCUCUAUUCACAAUACUUUCUUUCUUUUUGGAAAGCGCGGGCCAAGUGGGCACUUAUGUAUAUUAAGGCACAUAAAUAGGAAUCUUUGUCUCCAGAGGCUCUGAAAAAUAAAACAUACAGCAUUCCAUUCAAACACAACUUGGUGAAAUACUGCCAAAAGUUAAGAGAGCUUGAAGAGCCUCUACGUCCAAUGAAAUAAAGUGUGAAACAGUAAACCAAAGGGAAGGAAGCAAAUAGCUUCACGUUUUAAUUAGUCUGUUCUCUUGUGUUCGUCACAAGAUCAUUUCAGAAUGCUUCCUACCCAUAUAAAAACAUUAGUUUUGAGCGUAUCUCUUUUCUUUGUCCUUGAGAUGGCCUCCAAGGGUGAUAAAGUGAGAGUCAUAUGAUCUACCUUGUGUGGAACUGGGAAAUGGGUCUUAACAGACCCAGCUGUUUCUGAAAGGCAAAAGCCUAGUACACCAAGAGGUCAAAGAAACAGUAACUGCUUAAAUAGCAUUAAAGGCAUGUAUGUAGUAUUUGCAGCAGAAUCUUCAUAUUAAACCCUGUAUUGCCCAUUUCCCUAAAAAUGCUUAAACACCAAACUUUAGUCUCAUACUGUUAUCAUGGUAUAAAUUACUGCUGUAGCUGAUUGUCACCUUUUACUGUUAUUCUCUGUGGAAGAGAAUAUUUUCUUCUUGCAACACUACACAGAAUACCUUCAGCUCCUGUACUAUUUAGAAUGGCACACAGCUUGCAGUUCAUGCACAGGCUCUUAGAGCAAUAAUUCUUCAUUUUUCAGAUACUGAGGUUAUAAUCAGGUUAUGUAAACUAUUACUGGUUCAUUUUAACUAAUCCUCUGUUAUCAUACAAAGCAAUCUGGUGAAUUUUAUGCAUGUAACAAAAAGCAACAAGCAACAACACAGCUUAAGAAUGAUGUAGAAGCGGAGUAACUGAUACAAUUCCCUUCAAACACUAUUUUAUCCAUCAGCCUGCACAUGUAUUCAAGUAGAAAAAUAUUUUUAUUAAUUAAAAAGUCUCUAAACUUGAGUACAUACAUGUUUAACCUACAUACUAGAACACAGUUAUUUUGAUUCUCAGAACUUGAGCUGUAAAAAAGUCAGUUUAUUUGGAUGGGUCACACUAGUUUUCCAUGGUAG
Molecule: messenger RNA, 4577 nt
Organism: Struthio camelus australis
Lineage: Eukaryota; Metazoa; Chordata; Aves; Struthioniformes; Struthionidae
Source: RefSeq, a predicted model, not a curated record